Messenger RNA from Penaeus vannamei (Pacific white shrimp), 1188 nucleotides. RefSeq names its product Coenzyme Q4 (gene Coq4). Gene Ontology annotation, biological process: ubiquinone biosynthetic process. Lineage: Eukaryota; Metazoa; Arthropoda; Malacostraca; Decapoda; Penaeidae. The record is from RefSeq and is a predicted model, not a curated record. Gene Ontology annotation, cellular component: mitochondrial inner membrane; mitochondrion.
UUACAAUUUACAGCUGUUCGGACCGGGCGAGUUCCUCCGAAGAGGGAAGGAAGAUUGGCCGCAGUCGAAAACCCUUGAAAAUAAAGACUAAUUACAGUCCAAAACCUUUGAAAACAAAAAUAUUCGCCAGUCCAAGACCUUCUCAGGAGACAAAGGCUUUCAGUUAAUUCUGGGACUUUUUUUUUUUAUUCGUAUUAUACUUCCUGCGAUGCUACAAGUAGGCUUUUUCAGCAGGAAGUGGAGGCCUGAGCUGAUCAGAAAUUUAGGUAGAUUGUCUCACAGCUGUGCAAGGGGAGCACACACCAUAGCAGAUGAAACAGGCAUGAAAGCAGAUUCUUCAGAAGCGAGAGAAAUCCCUAUACGGCAUUCAAGGGAGAAAAUUGAUGAUGAUUCAAAAUCCAACCAGCAGGUAAAAGAAGAAAAGGCAUUGCCUCUAUACAAACACCACAUCCCUACAGACAUCUUCCAGAAGACUUUGCUGACGGUGGGUGCAGCAGCUGCAGCCCUUCUGGACCCUAGACGUCAUGACAUGGUUGCAGUACUCGGAGAGACUACAGGGUACACAGCUCUGUCCAAGAUUUAUGCAAUGAUGAUUGAGGAUGAAGAGGGUCGGCAAAUCCUCAUAGACAAGCCUAGGAUUAAUAGCUCAACACUCAACCUACCCUUCCUACGCCAGCUUCCUGAGGGCACUCUAGGUCAUGCCUACAUAAAAUUUCUAGAUGACAACCAAGUUACACCCGAUUCACGCUUGCCUGUCCAGUUUGUUGACGAUCCAGAGUUGGCCUACGUCAUGCAGCGGUACCGUGAAGGCCACGACCUUUUCCACACAGUUCUAGGCAUGCCCACAAAUAUGCUUGGUGAAGUAGCAGUCAAGUGGAUUGAGGGUAUCCAGACUGGCUUACCCAUGUGUGUGGGCGGUGCCAUAUUUGGGCCCCUUCGAUUCAGGCCAAAACAAAGGCAGAAGUAUAUUUCUGAGUAUCUCCCUUGGGCAGUAAGAGUAGGUAGAUCUUCUAAAUUACUAAUGAAUGUAUAUUUUGAGAAAAGGUGGGAACAAUCUUUAACUGAACUCAGGGAUGAAUUAGGCAUUGAAUCACCCCCUUCUCUAUGAGAAUGAAUUUAUAUCUUAGCAAAUUGUUUAUAUAUAAAAUGUAUGAUUGUUGAUAUUGUAAAUAAUAAAUUUGAAAUAUG